Messenger RNA from Trichophyton benhamiae CBS 112371, 2019 nucleotides. RefSeq lists its product as uncharacterized. The transcript has 2 exons. Gene Ontology annotation, biological process: regulation of DNA-templated transcription. Bases 1 to 2019 code for a protein of 672 amino acids. Lineage: Eukaryota; Fungi; Ascomycota; Eurotiomycetes; Onygenales; Arthrodermataceae. The record is from RefSeq and is a predicted model, not a curated record. Gene Ontology annotation, molecular function: DNA binding; DNA-binding transcription factor activity.
AUGGCGAGAUUUUCUCUUCCGUCGCCGGCCUUUGACUUCUUCCAGCCCCCUCCAAACCUCGACACAAAACCCAUGUUCGCCAGAGAUGAGGAGAUGAGCGUACUGGACGACAAGAUCCUAGACACCAGCGCUCAAGAUAUGUCGAUGGACAGCUCACGGCGGACGUCCUUUGACCAAGCCACCGACGAGUUCUCGCGGAGGGAGUCGGUAUGGUCGGAUAUGGCUCAGCACCAGACCGACGCACAGUCACGGCAUCCAUCACAACUGUCGACACCACUCUUCGAGCCUGUCAGCAAUCCCUUUGUGCGACUAGAUGCACCCACAGGAGCCUUCGCCCAGCAACAACAUCCACACCACCAGCACCACCAGCAGCAACAACCGCUUUGGCCGGUAUCUAAUGAAUCCGGCUCCUGUACCCCUACACCAAUCUACGAAAACUUCCCCCAAGAGUUCGAUGGCGCCGUUGCCAACCCAUUUACCGGUGGCGCCGUUGGCCAGGUACAGCCAAUGUCGUAUCAGCAGAUGCAAUUCAGAGCCUCUCCGCCCUUCGCGGCGCCUAAUUCUAUUCCCAUGUCUCCGCAAUCUAGCCAAGGCUGGGUAUCAGGCUCAUCUGAAGUGCCCGAAGUCCAGUCACGACCUGUCAGAACAUCCGGUGGAUAUCGAAACAGCGCAGCCAGUCUUACCAUCCGACGAGAUGGAAUUCGCAAGAAGAACGCCCGUUUCGAUAUCCCUGCCGAGCGGACGCUGAGUAACAUUGAUCUCCUGAUCAGCCAGUCAAACGAUGAAGACGAGAUCAAGGAACUCAAGCAGCAGAAACGUCUUCUUAGGAACAGGCAGGCAGCCCUUGACUCUCGCCAGCGAAAGAAGGUUCACACCGAACAGCUGGAGGAGGACAAACGAAGAUCUUCAACUCACAUUAAUGAGCUCCAGGAGGCACUCCAGGAGAUGAAGCUUCGAGAGGCAGAACUCAUCAGGGAAAAGAACGAAAUGCUUGAACGCCAGCAACAGUUGCACCAGUUUGUUGAACAGCUCCACAUGGAAAAGGAAGAGUUGAUCCGCACCCACACCCUUGAGACAGGCGAGCUCCGAAAGAAGAAUACUAUUCUUCGAGAACACUUGGAGCGGAUGGAGAUGAACUCUAGUAAUCCCUCUGACUCUGGCUCCACGGUUCGCAACGACUUUUCCGACUAUGGCGGCCUCAACAUGGACAACCCUUCAUGGGAGUCAUUCUCCCUAUCGGAUGAGUUCAGUCUCGACACAGAACAGCGCCCGCAGCCCCGCAGCCCCACGCCUACGCCUGCUCGACAUCCAUUCACUCUAGACUUCAGCUCCAAGAAGACGGAGAAACAAGCAGAGAAGCCGUUGACCCAGUCCGACUCUGCUUUCAGUUGGAAUGCUUUCUACAUGUGCCUGCUUUUCGGUGCCUUUAUUGCCUCCAACAGCACCUCCACUUCGCAGCCCGCCAUUCCCGCUCUGUCCGAAGAAUAUCGCGCAGAGUCAGCAAACGUCUUGCGUGCAGUCCUCGCCUCUGGCUCUCCUGAUGGGAACUCGGCUAGCAUUGUUGGUCCAUCGCCCAGCUCCAGUGCCUUGUUGCCCACCACCAUUAGCAACAGUGAAAUGGCCCAGAUCACCUCUGGCCCUACUGGCGGUGCUGCUACAAAUCUUGAUGUUUUGCAUAAUAACCUCGUUGCACCGUCAAAAGAACAGGAAGAUGCCCAGGCCUUUGCCAUGACUACUAAGCAAUACCAAGCACUAACUACUCUGGGUGAUGACGAAAUGGGCGAGGACCACGUUGCUCCUCCAUCGAACCUGCAGCAGGCCUACGCUGCUAUGCGCAAUAAUGGACUUCAGAACCGUGCCGCUUUCAAGGGAAAUGGAAACCCAGACAUCUACUCGCGAUCACUAAUGUGGGACCGCGUCCCCCAGAAGGUACUACAGGACUUCAACAACAUGGUGAGAGAGUGUGCUGGAAAGACUGUCAAGGCCGAGGAGCCUGGCAGGGAGUCUGCCACCUGUUGA